Bactrocera latifrons is the source of this 3117-nucleotide messenger RNA. RefSeq names its product catenin alpha (gene alpha-Cat). Lineage: Eukaryota; Metazoa; Arthropoda; Insecta; Diptera; Tephritidae. Gene Ontology annotation, biological process: cell-cell adhesion; cell migration. Gene Ontology annotation, molecular function: actin filament binding; cadherin binding; beta-catenin binding. The record is from RefSeq and is a predicted model, not a curated record. Gene Ontology annotation, cellular component: catenin complex; adherens junction. The transcript has a single exon. The coding region runs from base 203 to 2941 and encodes 912 amino acids.
UAACGCAUGGAGAGAGUUCGUCCAACAACUGGCCGGGAGUAAUAAACGAACAACGGACGCGAAUUGAUUUCGGUGUAGUCGCCAAAUAUUUACGUGCACGUMGAUUUUUUUUGCUUGGAAGUGUAACCAACCUAGAUAUUUUGUUUAUACAUAUUUCUUUUUUGGUGUGUGUCUUUUACACAUUCUAUCGCCUUCGAUUACCAUGAUGGGCGUUGUAUCAGACUUUGGGCAGAUAGCUACUAAAUGGGAUUUGAAGAAUCUGGAAAUUCGCACUAUGACGGUGGAGAAAACAUUGGAGCCGCUAGUGCUGCAGGUGACCACCUUGGUGAAUACAACMGAGCCGAGUAAGAAGAAGAAAGGCAAAUCGAAACGUGCCAGCGCACUGGUGGCUUCCAUUGAGAAGGCAACCGAAAAUUUCGUCAUCAAAGGUGAACAAAUCGCUUAUGAAAAUCCAGACAUAACACAGGAGAUGUUGGCUGCCGUGGAGGAGGUGCGUAAAACCGGUGAUGCCAUGAGUAUGGCGGCACGGGAAUUUGCAGCUGAUCCCUGUUCAUCGUUAAAACGUGGCAACAUGGUGAGGGCGGCACGUAAUUUACUAUCCGCCGUCACUCGUUUGCUUAUAUUGGCGGACAUGGUCGAUGUACACUUGUUGCUGAAGUCCUUGCAUGUCGUCGAAGMUGAUCUGAAUAAGCUGAAGAAUGCYUGCAGUCAGGAUGAGCUGCUGAAUAAUAUCGAACAGUUUGGUGAGAAUGCCGGUGAGUUGAUCAAGCAGGCCGCCAAGCGGCAGCAAGAGUUGAAAGAUCCACAAUUGCGUGACGACUUGGCAGCAGCACGCGCUAUGCUGAAGAAGCACUCAACUAUGCUGUUCACCGCUUCCAAAGUGUAUGUGCGUCAUCCGGAAUUGGAUUURGCAAAGUUAAAUCGUGAUUUCAUAUUGAAAGAAGUGUGCGCGGCAGUGAAUACGAUCAGUGAUGUGGCGCAAGGCAAGUCCUCGCAACCAACCGAGAUUUAUAGUGGCGCGGGUGAAUUGGCAGCAGCUUUGGACGACUUCGAUGAGGGUAUCAUCAUGGACACUUUGACCUACAGUGAAGAACAUUCGCGUCAGUUGCUGGAAGAGCGUUUGGAGAGCAUCAUCAGCGCGGCAGCUUUGAUGGCUGACGCAGAUUGUACACGCGAUGAGCGACGUGAGCGCAUAGUUGCCGAAUGUAAUGCUGUGCGACAAGCGCUGCAAGAUUUGCUCUCCGAGUAUAUGUCUAAUAUUGGACAGAAGGAUCAUACACCCGGGCUGGAUAGAGCCAUCGAUCAAAUGUGUCGCAAAACGCGCGAUCUACGACGACAACUGCGCAAGGCGGUAGUUGAUCAUGUUUCCGAUUCAUUUCUGGAGACAUCUACGCCACUCAUCGAUCUAAUUGAGUGCGCCAAAACGGGCAAUGAGGUGAAACUACGUGAGAAGGCGGACAUAUUUACCAGACAUGCKGAAAAGCUAGUGGAGGUGGCUAAUCUCGUCUGCAGCAUGUCSAAUAAUGAGGAUGGCGUUAAAAUGGUACGCUUCGCAGCAUCGCAAAUUGAGAGUCUCUGCCCGCAGGUGAUUAAUGCCGCAUCGAUUUUAUGCGUGCGCCCGAACUCGAAGGUGGCACAAGAGAAUAUGGCCGCCUAUCGGCAAGCAUGGGAGGCGCAAGUGCGCAUACUAACCGAGGCGGUGGAUGAUAUCACAACAAUCGACGAUUUUCUGGCGGUCUCCGAGAAUCAUAUACUGGAGGACGUCAACAAGUGCGUCAUGUCGCUACAAAUGGGCGCGCCACAAGAGUUACGCACCACAGCUGGCGCCAUACAGGGACGCUCGGCGCGUAUUUGUGAUGUAGUCGAGGCGGAAAUGGAUAACUAUGAGCCAUGCGUUUACACCAAACGCGUUAUGGAUGCUGUGCGUGUGCUUAAAGAGCAAGUGAUGGCCAAUUUUGCGCAACGCGUUGAUACCGCUGUCGAUGCGUUGAUCAACAAUUGCAGCCGYGACGUUGAUGAGAAUGAUUUUAUCGACGCAUCGCGUUUGGUUUACGAUGGUGUGCGCGAGAUACGACGCGCAGUGCUGAUGAAUCGCAAUUCCGAUGAACUGGAUACGGACACAGAAUUCGAACCGGCUGAGAACACAAUGUCCGAGACGCGCAGCAAAUCGAGCGCACAAGAUGGUGGCCCAACAGUGGAUGAGUAUCCCGAAAUUAGCGGUAUUUGCACAGCGCGUGAAGCUAUGCGCAAGAUGACGGAAGARGAUAAACAAAAGAUUGCCCAACAAGUGGAACUUUUCCGACGCGAAAAACUCACCUUCGACUCCGAGGUGGCRAAGUGGGAUGAUGCUGGCAAUGAUAUCAUCUUCCUGGCCAAACAUAUGUGUAUGAUUAUGAUGGAAAUGACUGAUUUCACGCGCGGUCGUGGUCCCUUGAAAACAACCAUGGAUGUCAUCAACGCCGCCAAGAAAAUUUCCGAAGCUGGCACGAAACUCGACAAACUAACACGCGAAAUCGCCGAACAGUGCCCGGAAAGUAGYACCAAAAAAGAUUUACUCGCAUAUCUACAACGCAUAGCGCUCUACUGUCAUCAAAUACAAAUCACAUCGAAGGUUAAGGCCGACGUACAGAAUAUCAGUGGCGAAUUGAUUGUAUCCGGCUUGGACAGCGCUACAUCAUUGAUACAGGCAGCCAAGAAUCUGAUGAAUGCUGUCGUGCUCACGGUUAARUACUCGUACGUCGCCUCAACGAAGUACACGCGUCAAGGCACCGUUACAUCGCCCAUUGUUGUUUGGAAGAUGAAAGCACCGGAGAAGAAACCGCUGGUGCGUCCCGAGAAGCCGGAGGAAGUGCGCGCUAAAGUGCGUAAGGGUUCGCAGAAGAAGGUACAGAAUCCCAUACAUGCCCUGUCGGAAUUCCAAAGCCCCGAUGGCGCGGUCUAAAAUAGUUAAAGUAGCAAUAUAUAUAUGAUAAUUCUUGACAUUUCUCAUACAAAACGGAAAUGUAUGUAUUCCUGGGUAUUAGUAGGCAUAUAACAAUUCAUGUCCRCUUGCAAAGUUCGACUGAAUAAAUAUGAAUAAAGACAAAGAAAUAAAAUAUUUUGAUUCUCCGAAAAUGA